UAUAUUUAUCAUAAUCAUUGUGUAACAGGUUGAACUAUUUCGUUUAAACGAGACUUCGGACGUAGAACAUGUGAGGAUUGUAUCACAACUUAUAUUAAGGAUUUAUACAUUUCAAUCAAAAACAAUCAAACAUUCGAUGGAUUCCGUAGAAGGGGCAAACGCUCAACAAGAAGUAGCAAAUGCUGAAUCAGCAGAUGAUACUGGUAAUUUUCAAGCAAUUAGUCACGACAACAAGGAGAACCCAGUGAAGAAUAUAAAGCUGGGAAAGAGUAUGAAAGUUUUAUGUGACGAUGGCUCUAACCUUCCAGAUGUUCCGAUGGAUGAAUAUGCCUGUCUUCCUGGUGCUGGAGGAAUUGGUACAAGUAUUGGAAACGAUAACAAACUAGAUUCAACUGCAAAACAUUCAAAAACUGAAACAGCAAAAUCGUUAAAAGCAGGGUCAGAUAAGGCUGAAAGUCUGAAUGUCUACCAAUCGAUAAGCAUUAAUAUAAAAAACAAAAUACCAAAGGAAGUGGAUGCCAUCUUGCAGUUAGUUUGUGCAUGUCUAAAUUCCAAGAAACCGAUUUCACUAAAAUUGGAGAAUAAACAUUUUAGUACUGCCAAAACUAAAGAUUUUGAUGAAUGGUAUGACAGACUAGAGAAAAAAAUGAAAUCAUAUUUUCUCGAUACUCCGACUGAUUUAAUACAGCUCAGCAGGUCCAGCAACUGUAAUUCGACGUAUAUUUCCUUACAAAUACGUCCAGCUAAACUGUUAUGCUCAUUGGAUACGCAUUUAUAUUUCCCAUCUGUCUCGUCAGUCGAUCAAGUGAAAAACGAGAAGGCUUUUGAAAUCAUAACUCAGGAUAAACAUUUUGGUGAGCUUUCCUUUGAUCACGAUAAAACAUUUGUCCUCAAUCGAACCGUUAAAGGUCUGAGAAGAGAGGAUGUAGAUAUUCAGUUCAAGGAAAUAACUGGGAAAAACAUCCCAAGAACCCUAGUUGAUAUGGCAUCAAAAUAUAUUUCAGCAUUUGCUAACCAUAAGGGAGGAUCUAUUUACUUCGGAAUAGAAGAUAAACAUGCAUUAGUUGUCGGUGUAGAUAUUUCAAAUACCGAUGAAAGUACUAUAGCUAACUCGUUGGAAGAACGGAUAAACAAAAUGCAGUGGUUAAACAGUCCCUUGUCAAUGGAGAAAGGUAAACAUUGGGAUAUAUGGUUUGAAGAAAUUGAUGAGAUGUCAGCAGUAUCUCAGGGGAAAAGACUAAGGGUCAUCAUUGUAUCAGUUGCUGAAAUGCCUGGUGGUGUGUUCACAACCGUUCCGGAGUCAUUUUAUACAGACAACAAUGGAAAUGUUCUACAAUAUACGAAUAUUACACAAUGGAAACAUGAUUUUAUAAAAUUAUACAAAGAAUGCCCAGCUACAAAAGCAGAUUUACAACAAAUAAGCGAGAAGUUAGAUGCAAUUCACAAAGAAAAAGGUGAAAGAACCUUUAGUUUUAACGACAAACAAGAAAAGAAGACAGUUGCUAAAGUUACAAAUAUAACAGAGAGGCAGCUUGUGCAAAAUCCUAUCUUCACUAAAAAGAAUUACGAAUUAUUAACUGAGUUUAUGACCAGCAAGAAGUGUGUUGUUCUUAAAGGCAUAAUUGGGUCCGGAAAAUCGGAGCUAGCACUUAGAUAUUGUUACAAUGCUUCAAAAACAGAAAAUGUAGUAGACACUUGGAAUUUCAAAAGCACAGACAAGUCCUCACUUGAAAAAUCACUGCGCGAUAUUUGUCCUUAUCUUAAUAUUCAUGACAUACCACCAAAACAAGACGAGGAGUUUCAAGAUGAAGUUAUAGACGAGUUAUUUGCAGUUAUAGUAGAAACUGUGAAGAAUGAUAGGCACGAUAGAAGCCACAUCUUUCUGUUUGAUGACGUUAAAGACAUAACACGAGACAUACUUGAUGACAUUUUUCAGAAAUGCAUACGGACAUUCAACAUUAAAUGUAUUAUUACAACAGUACUUGCUUUUGAGCCAGAUGACGAUGUACGUAUAAUUGAUAUCAAAGGCUUCACAGAAGAAGAGGCGUUAGAUUUUAUACGAGAGGGGAAAACACUGACACCAGAUGAAAAAGAAGGCUCUUGUAUCCUUUCACGAAAGUUAAGUUGCAAUCCAAAAGCAUUACAGAUUGUUCGAACCUACAUGAAAUAUGCCAGAUUGAAAAUUGGUGGUAUCAUUGAGCGACUGAAACUACCAUCGGAUAUUUUGAAAGUCGAAGAAAGUCGUGCCGUAAAGAGUAAAGUAAAAGAUAAAAUGUUUUCGCUUUUAAUCAGCAUUUUACGUGAAAUACAUCAAAAAUAUCAAGAGGAUAAAAAAGAAGAAAUAUUUGAAAUGUUUUUGAUGCUACAAUAUAUGCAGGUUGAAAAAAUUCCUGUAACAAUUUUCUCAAAUAUCAAUGUUAAGAAUUCCAGAAUGGAUACUGAUGAUCUACUCUACGUAGUGGAAAACUGUUCAUUUGGAACAGUUGAGGGUGAAGAUGAUGGUAUGUAUGAUUAUCGCUUAUUGAGUACCCAUGAUGUGGUCGUGUUUGCCUUGGAGAUUUAUUGCGAAUACAAAGGAACAAACAUUCAUAGGUCAAAAGAAGAUCUCUUGCAAAAGUUACUAGGAUCGUUUUUCCUAUUAAUGGAUAAAGAUAAUGUAAGCAGAUCCAGUCUCCAACAUCAUACCUUACUUUUACCUCACACACGGUCCGUUAUUAAUCAUUUGAAUGAGUACGUCUAUGCCAAAAUAGCAAGUUCAACGUCAAAUUGGUGUAUUACCAAUACAGAACUGGUUCUGAAGAUGAUCUACAUGAAUGAUCUAGUGGGAUUUACAUCCGGUUUCAUUGAAACGUGCACGUCUUCAAAUAAGUAUUUUGAAAUGGCCAAAUACCUCUUGUUUCAAAUGCUAUGCAUAGAUGAAGACACAUUUGAUGAAGAAAUAAAUCAAUCAUGCGAAAAUAUAACUGAUAUUGAAGCUAUGAAAAAAAUUGCAGAACAAUAUUCGUUACAUAUAUGUAAAGCGAUUGUGUCUUUCAUUCAAAGUACAGAUCAAAUUGAUGUAGUAGAAAAGGUUGCCAAACAGUUUUUGCUGUAUAAAAACCGGAAUAUGGCUGAUGUCGAAUUAUUGAGAAGUAAGCUAGGGAAGAGGAAUCUUGAAACGGGUCCAAAGCUAUCGGAAGAUGAAUACAAAAAACUUUGUGAAGAAGGGUUUGCGAUACCAGAGGAUUAUUUAGGACCUAUUUUCGUGUAUGAAAUUGUCACAUCAGUUCUUUAUACGUGUGGAAGAAGGAUGUUUUAUCUUCCGGGAAGCAGUAAACAUAAAGAAGCAAGAUACUUCUGUGUGUAUUUAUACAUUGCACAUCUAUUACCUACAUACCUUUGUUACAAUAAAGCAGGUGAAAUGACAAAUUUACUAAUAAAGAAAUCCAGUGAGUUACCACAAGUAAUGGGAGAGCAAAACAUCAACGAUGAUUUCGUAGCUAACACAAUUCGACAUCCCGCAGACACUUAUAGUGAUCUUAAAACAUUUAACAUUUUGUCAACUAUGCUUACAGAGAGAAGUGUAAUCCAGUCGACGAUGGACCCAACACUUGCAUUCAAUGAACCCAGCUCUGAGGUUUUAAAAAAGAAUCUUGCAAUUUGUGAAGCUAGAUUUUAUGAAAAAAAACAUUACAUGGAGUUCGGCAUACUUAAGAUGAGCACAGAAGAAAAUGAUUAUAAUAGAAUGCUUUGGUUAAAACAGAUAACAAGAAUAUACCGACUAUUAUUGAAAAAGAAUAAAGAAUUUUCUUCUGUUGGUUUGAAAUGGGCAGAAAGUCUCUCAGCGGAAAUCCAAAAAAUGAAAACUAGUACAGCUUAUCCAAGUUUAAUGAUAUCACUUGGAGAUUUAUAUCUUGCACUAGGUGAAAUAUCGACUGCAGAAUGCUGUUUUAGGGAAUUUAUUCCGAAAUUAGAAGAUAAAGGCAACAAAAAACCAGAUUUAAACAAAUAUCAAAGAAGAGCGUGUAUUAACUAUAUCAAAUGUCGCAUACAAAACUACAACGACAAAAAUAAUGACUUAGAAACACUAUCAAAACUUUUGGCCUUUAAACUAGGAUUAACAUGUCACACAAGAGAGCUGCUUGAAAUGGGGAAACUUGAAAGCAAGUUGAAUCAAAAACUUGAAAAGUAUGAAGAUAUUUAAGGGAUUCUCCACCGAAAAAGUGACAGAUGAAAAGUGUGGGUUCCUGUUAAUUGAUUAGAUUGAAUCAUAUCAAAAUAUGUAUAUAAUAAAGGCUAAUGCUAGUAGAUUGGUAUAGUUAAAUGAGUGAUAUUUGGAAAUACUGUGACUUUAGAUAUAUUAUGUACAUUUAAUAAAUAUUAUAAGAGAUACAAUUAUCGACAAAAAACUUGAAAGAAAAUGUUAACUUCUUAACUUACUGCUUGUAAUAUAUUUGCUUGAACAGACAAUGUUUACAUUACAUCUGUAUUUCUCACUAAAACAGUGAGCUGAUAACACCCCACUUUCUGUUUUUCUCAAUGGACAUAUGUAAUGUAAUGGGAUAGGCAUCUAGCAAAAUAUUCCGCACAAACCUGUGAAUUAGCAUUUACAUCUCACUCUGACUGAGAUUAAACGCUGCAAUAAACAUUACUCUGCUUUUGGUCAUUUUCGUGUAGUGAUUUCGUUUCAUGAUUUGAUACACCCUAUUCUUUCUUUUCUAUUGCAAAAGAAUAGGUAUAAGGAUGGUUAAAUUGAAAUAUUUAUUAAAUUAGAUUUAUUUUCAUAUUGCAUUGUUUUCUAACAAUAAAUCUGAGGUGAAAUGCUAAAUGGCAUAUUGAGAAAAAAAAACUUUUCGGAAUCCUUUCUUGAACAUUUAUGUUGUUAUUUAAAAUACUAUAAUAUACCUCUACUAAUACAUUUUCACUUUG
Mytilus californianus (California mussel) is the source of this 4908-nucleotide messenger RNA. RefSeq lists its product as uncharacterized. The record is from RefSeq and is a predicted model, not a curated record. Lineage: Eukaryota; Metazoa; Mollusca; Bivalvia; Mytilida; Mytilidae. The transcript has 8 exons. Bases 137 to 4183 code for a protein of 1348 amino acids.